Messenger RNA from Carcharodon carcharias (great white shark), 2373 nucleotides. RefSeq names its product cadherin 15, type 1, M-cadherin (myotubule) (gene cdh15). The record is from RefSeq and is a predicted model, not a curated record. The transcript has 14 exons. Gene Ontology annotation, molecular function: cadherin binding; calcium ion binding. Gene Ontology annotation, biological process: multicellular organism development; homophilic cell-cell adhesion; adherens junction organization. Gene Ontology annotation, cellular component: catenin complex; adherens junction; plasma membrane. Lineage: Eukaryota; Metazoa; Chordata; Chondrichthyes; Lamniformes; Lamnidae. Bases 1 to 2373 code for a protein of 790 amino acids.
AUGACGGGUUUUGUUCGUGACAGGUUUUGUUCGUGGUUUUGGGUUUCGUUGAUAUCCAUCGCGGUGACAGCUCAGGCCUCACAGUCACCGACCGUCCCCGUUCUCUAUCCAUGGAGACUGAAAAAAGGAACUGAAGGGUUAACAAGAGUUCGAAGAGCCUGGGUCAUUCCUCCUAUUGCUGUCUCUGAGAACAGCAGGAAGAUCCCAUUCCAGCUUGUUCAGAUUAAAUCAGACAAGCUUCCCAGCAAUGUGAUUUACAGCAUUAAAGGACCAGGAGUAGAUGAAGAGCCAAAGGGAAUCUUCAGCAUUGACCAUGACACAGGACUUGUGUCCCUGACCACAGUGCUGGACCGUGAGGAGAAGAGCAGUUAUAAGAUCAAAGCUUACGCUGUCGAUGAGACAGGAACACCAUUGGAAGAUCCCACAGAUCUGGAGAUCAUUGUUAUUGACCAGAAUGAUAACAGACCAACCUUUGACCAGCAAUAUUUCAUUGGACAUGUUCUCGAGGGAUCAGCUCCAGGCACACUGGUAAUGCGAGUGACUGCCUCUGAUGCUGACGACCCUCAGACUGACAAUGCUGCUCUGGGCUACUCGAUCAUUGGUGAUGGAAGAGGAAUUUUCCGAAUUGAUCCCACAACGGGAGAGAUCCGUACUGUUGGAGUUGGCCUGGAUCGAGAGAAUAUUUCUGUGUACAACCUGACUCUACAAGUGGCGGAUCUAUCAGGCGAAGGACUCUCCACUACCGCCACUGCAGUCAUCUUCAUCGAUGACAUCAAUGACAAUGCCCCAGAGUUUAUCGCCGCUGAGUUCACUGUUGAAGUAUCAGAGGACAUGGUGGGAUCGGAGAUUGGCAAAGUGAGUGUGGUGGACAAGGACCAACCUGGGACGUCAAACUGGCUUGUGGACUACACGAUUAUUGAUGGCAAUGACCAUGGAUUCUUCAGCAUCAAGACUGAACCGGAGACCAACAAAGGCAUCCUGUUCGUUGAAAAAAAUCUUGACUAUGAGAAGGCUGACAAACACACCCUGACUGUGGAAGUGAAGAACAAGGAAGACAUUACUCCUGGAGCGCCUCAACCUCUCCGUUCCUCAGCUAAAGUCAUUGUGACAGUCACUGAUGUGAACGAAGCCCCCAGCUUUGUGGAAGACCCCCGAGAACUGAGUGUGCCGGAAGGGUUAACAGCAGGAAGCUUUCUAACAGUUUACACAGUCACUGAUCCUGACACAAAGCAACAACAGAACAUCAGUUACGGAAUUCACUAUGAUCCAGCUGACUGGCUGACAGUCGAUGUGAACACGGGGGAGAUAAUUCUUCAGCAGAAGAUUGAGCGCAGGUCUCCAUUCCUGCUCAACCAUCGAUACACAGCUGUAAUCGCAGCCACGGACAGUGGAGAGCCGCCACACACAGCGACAGGAACCCUGGAGAUUCACGUGAUUGAGGUCAAUGAUUUCCCCCCUGUCCUGUACCCACAACUUGGCUUCCUGUGCAGUCAGUGGAACAAGGAUAAUGGCGUUGUCCUCUGGGCAGUGGAUGGUGACAUGGAGCCUCAUGCUGAUCCUUUUCAUUUUGAGAUUAUUCCUGAUGGUUCCACGUAUUCUCAGAAUUGGACAAUUAGCCGCCUAAAUGACACACAUUCUCGGCUGGGAACUCGACAAGAAGUCAGCGAGGGAACCUACAGCCUCCAGAUUCGAGUGAGUGACUCAGGGGAGCCACGUCUGAGCCAGGAUCACACACUGAAUGUGACGGUCUGUUUCUGCAGUAUCAGAGAGGAUUGCACUCCAGGGGUAGCUGCAAUCCUUGGUACCCACGUGGGUCUGAGCUUUGGAGCCGCGAUGGUGAUUCUCGCCAGUGUCCUGCUGUUACUCAUUCUCAUUCUGCUUGUGGCAGUUUCUGACUGUCUUCAUCGCCGACACCAUCAUAAAGGACUCCUGGCUGCUUCUGAAGAUGAUAUCCGAGACAACAUUUUAAACUAUGAUGAACAGGGAGGAGGAGAGGAAGAUCAGGAUGCCUAUAACAUUGACCAGUUAAGAAACCCAGAUGAAGUCCUGCCCUCAACCCCAAUCAGAGGAAAGCAACCAAUCAGAAGAGAUGCUCCCUUCAAUUCUGGGCAGCCGCAGUAUCCAAGAAAACCCCCAGCUGACCCCAAUGACAUCAAGGAUUUCAUCAAUGAGGGAUUGGAUGCGGCUGAUAAUGACCCGAAUGCACCCCCGUAUGAUACUGCUCUGAUCUAUGACUAUGAGGGCGAGGGCUCUUUGGCUGAGACUCUGAGCUCCAUCACGUCCAAGGCUUCGGACUCAGACCAGGAUUACAACUACCUCAGUGACUGGGGCCCUCGCUUCAAGAAGUUGGCUGACAUGUACGGCAACCACUAA